AUGAACAUCUGUGCUAUCCGUCACAUUCCAUACUCAAAUAAACACAACAGAAGAUAAAUUCUAGUUGAUUAAAAUAGAGCCAAGAGUUCCCAAGGAUCAAGAUUGAACUCAGCAACUCACUAUAGAUGUUCAACCCAACAGAGCAAUAAUUAAACACAAAAUCAAGGCAAAAUGCAAUUAUACGAAAUUCAACCCAUAGUUGGCCAACUCAUCAAGAAUUAGUAAUAAUAGUUCACCUCCACUUAACUAACUAAGAGUCCAUCAUUUCGAGUGAAAAAUUAUCAUCCAUAAGAAAUAAUGAAAAUUUAAUCAGAAAAAUCAAGUUAAAACUAAUUGUAAUCCAACAUCGAAAAGAUUGAAAGAAUGAAUCGAAUAAAUUUUUUAGGGGAUUUGUUACAACAAAUGGAUGGAAAAAUAUAGCACACUAGAUAAUCAAUUGCUACAGAUUUGGCAACUGUACCUAAAAAUAAAAUUGACAUUUUCAAUAUAAAAAAUGAACAAGAAUAGAACAUUGAAGAAUUACAUUUUUAUUUAGUUGAAUCCUAAUAAAGAAUCAAAUAACAUGCCUUUGUCAUAGAAUAAUAAAAGUAUCUUAGUUGA
This is a messenger RNA of Paramecium tetraurelia, 600 nucleotides long. RefSeq lists its product as uncharacterized. The transcript has 4 exons. Lineage: Eukaryota; Ciliophora; Oligohymenophorea; Peniculida; Parameciidae. The record is from RefSeq and is a predicted model, not a curated record.